CUAAGGGAGCAUCUCUUUAAACUACAAAGACUAUCCCUUCUAGUCAGCGAGCCGGAGGAUAUUGGAGGCUUGAUCCGGUGCGAGUAUCACUCCGCGGAGCAAAUCUCUCGCAGUGAGGAAGGCGCGAUCAGCGCCCUCUGCGGCCAGGGUGUACCGCGAGCACGAGCCCAGAGGAUCUACUAUCACGCUCUGCGAGUGACCAGACGCAAUGAGUCUCUCUGCUUUGAGGCUCUGAAGGCGCGCGGAACUGGUGGGAAAAUGGAUCUCACUCUAAACCCAGUUCAAAGCUCGACGCCGUCGGGGAGCAUGGACGUCAAUCUGAGCACUAUCUUCGGGGUGGACAGUAUGGGCUGUGAAGACUGUGCCUCUGUGACAGGACCAGCGGCAUUCUUCGUGGACAUCAUGCAGUCGCUGCGGAAGAUUGAGUUGGAGGACUCCACAAUGCUUGAUCUACUUCUCCAACGCCGACCAAACCUGGGGGACCUACAGCUUUCAUGCGCCAAUACAGAGAUCUUGAUCCCCUAUGUCGACCUCGUGAAUGAGAUCUUGGAGUCGGUGAUUUGGGGCCUGGAGACGAAUGAGCCGAAAACCGAGAUAUCAGUCCCGCGAUAUGACAUGGAUCGAUCAGACACCAGUGGCCAAUGCAUUGAGCAGCCCCAGCACACAAACCUUGACCUGUAUAGCCAGAUUGUGCAAACUAAGGUAGCACCGCUGUUUGCUUUCCCUUACAACCAAGCCAUUCAUAGCAUUCGAACCUUUUUGAAUGUCCUCGGGACAUCACGCCGUCAACUGCUCGAUGCUUUCCAGCCCCCGUACAAUACAGGGGCAAACAUUCCGAGAACCACUGAUGGAGGCUAUUCUGAGGCAUGCGUUCGCGCUCAAGCCGCGGAAGUGCUCAAUUUACAGCACGAAGAUUUCGUGGCGAUUACGAAGGAAGGGUUCUACCCAUUUAACCUUGCGGAAGCUCCACCUGAUAGCCCCCAAAGUCGAGACGACUACAAUGGAAGGAUUGGCCUCAGAACGGCCAGCCAGUAUUGGGGCUAUGACGAUGAUGGUACCAUGACUUCGGAGAAUGGACUGACCUCGAUCAAAGCGCAACUCUUACCACGAAGUGGCAUGAGCUUUGAUGAAAUUUUGACUCUAUUGCACACGAAAUAUCUCGACAAGAGGUUGGUCAUCGAGAUCCCCAAUAGUAGUGCGACUACAGCUGGCUCACUUCCAGGGCUUGAAUACAUAGGAAGCGAGUUGCAGUGGCCAUUGGUGAAAGACAUGUCUGGCACAGCAAGUUUGCCGACAGAUGAAACAUGCGACCGAGUCCAAGCGUUCCUACGUUUGAGGAACAAGCUCAAGUGGUCAUUCCAGGAGCUAGAUGCAAUGAUCGACACCCUUUCUACAGUGAAACCCCCAACCAUUGAUGCUUUGCUCUUGACCCAGGUGGCUGCCGUGCAAAAGUUGUCGGAAAUUACCAAGCUGCCACCUAUCAAUCUUCAGCCUCUCUGGGGCAAUUUCAACACCCAUGCCUGUGAAUCGCUCUACAAUCGACUAUUCCUCGGUCGACGCCUCUCGGAAACCGAAAGAGAAGCUUUCACGCCGGACGAGACGGGCGCUCUAAGACCUGGUGAGCAGCUGGAGAGUCUCCUGCAUGCGAUUCUUGUCGCGUUUAGCAUUUCCGUCGUGGAGUACGAAGCAAUCAAGGCAGCCGUGGAUAUGGGCGAUAAUCCGGAUCUCAGUAUGGAGCACCUCUCGGAGAUCUAUCGCGUUGCUACUUUGUGCAAAGUCUUGGGUUUCUCGCCAGUGGACUACACCAGGUUUUGUAAUCUGCAUCCUACUUUCCAGAGCCCAUUCCAAUCUCCGCGGACUACCCUCCAGGUGGUUCAAGGCUAUCCUCCUUUGAAGCCAAUAACCAAGGACUGGACUCUUGGCGACUUAUCGUUGGUUGUCAACGGGGAUGCGAGUGCGACUGAUACUAGGGACCUUUUAAGCGUUGAUAAGUGCCUUGACCUUCUCUCAUCGCUACGAGCGAACGAUGAGAACCAUGGUCAAGCAACGAAGUUCGCGGCUCUUGGAGCGCGAGACGAGCCCCAUCCCCGAAGCCAUCAGUCCAUACUAAACACGCUACGUACUCACUUCGCCAGCUUCGACAUGGCUGCGCUUGUGGUGGUUAUGGCUCAGAAGUCAACGUCCAGUCCAAAGACUUAUAUGGAAAUACUGGUCGACCUAUCCGUGACUGCCAGCCCUGACGGAGACAACUUUGAAGGCUACUUCCGAGCGCCGGCCACAGAUACGUAUCGCAUAGCCUGCAAAGAAGGGACGACUCCAGAAGUCAGCAACCUUGCCCAAUAUAACCUGCUUAAAAAAGAGUCUGAGCAGAAGCACGCGUCGAUGCCGCUAACCUCAUUCUAUCACUGGGCUUUCUCCAAAGACAAGAAGGACGAGUCACUAGCCGUUCAGAUCUCGCAAACCACUGGAUGGUCUGAAAAGCUAUGCACCGAGUUUCUGGAUGCCAAAUAUGCCCAAGUCUCAGAAGGGGACCGCAUCAAGCACUUCCAGAACAUAAGCAGUCUGUUUGAGAUGCGAAAUAGCAUGAAUUUUGUCACCAGUGCUGGGCUCCAUACUAUCCCCUUCAAAUCACUUUUUGACAUGGCGCGACCGCGAUACCCCAACAUUUCCAUUGACUUUCAGGAGGCUGCGAGCAUCAGGGCAGGGGCACAGUCCAGAGCACCGCUUGGGCCCUCUGAUGGGAGUGCUACCGCUUUGUCGACAGCAUUCGAUAUCAUGCGUGACAGUCAGAGGUCGGCUCUGGUGCAGUACCUUGCCUCCAUGAAAGCCGCGCAAACCCUCGGGAUUUCCUCGACCGAUCAGCUCUUGAGCUACUUCUUGAUUGACGUGGAAAUGGGAUCAGGCUUGCAAACCUCGCGGCUUAAACAGGCAAUCUCAACUGUGCAGCUUUUUAUCCGUCGUUGCUCUUUAGGGCUAGAAGGAAGUGAAUGCCAAAGACUGAUCAUGACGCUCGACCUUGAUUAUGUCCUCCGAUACCGCUUAUGGGAGGCAAGCAGGAAGGCUUUUCUAUAUGCAGAGAACUGGCUAGACCCCACGUUGCGGGACGACAAGAGCGAGCAGUUCCAGCAGCUGGAGUCGGCUAUUGUGCAGGGCAAGGUCGACAGUGAAACAAUCACUACCAUCGUCAAAGAUUACAUCCACAAAACCUCAGAGGUUGCCAAUUUGAGGGUUGAGUCGUAUGCCCUGGAAAUCGAAGAGGAUGAAGUCCAUCACACUAUCCACAUCCUUGGUCGAGACCGAACUUCGCCACCUUCCUUCUAUUAUCGUACAGUUAGGAUACCCACCAAUUCACUUCAAGCCCCGGUUUGGACGCCUCUCUGGACUCCCUGGACUAGGUUGACUGCAGAUAUUCCUGUGCACGCGACCGACCAUCGGGGCCUCAGGCUGGACCGAUCCGGAUCAUAUCUAGUCCCCAAGAUCCAUCAGGGUGUUCUGUAUGUUUUCCUGCCAGAGUUGGUCCCUCAACAGGAGAACACCUAUGAGCCAAGUAGCGUACAGCCGGGCAGCUCCGGCAAUGACGACGUUGGGACGGUCAACGUUACUCGCCAGUGGCACAUUCGGAUGGGCUUCAUGAAGCUUCAGAACCGCAAGUGGUCUCCCAGGGAGGUGGCAGAUUCCACCAUCAUUGUCCCAGCCGGGUCUGGGGACGAGAGCCAAGAAUCUCCCAACAACUCGCACUUUAAAUUCUGGAUUCCUUAUGAUGAAGGGGGUAGCUUGAAGAUUGACGUCGAAUGGAUCAAGUCUCUCGACCCACGCCCACAACCUGUGACGUUGGGUACGUUCGAAGUCAGGGAUCAGCAUCUUGUGCUCCUGAAUAAAGAAAGCUAUCCUACCUCGUCACUCAAGGUAAGUACUCAGACGGGGGAUGAAGGCCAAACCAUCUUCACCGAAUUUGUUAAAUUCCGUAAGCCUAAGCAGACGAAUCCCCCCCCGCCAGUGGAAACUUCCAUCAACCAUGGCGGGGCUGAGAUCAAUGUUCGCCUGGCGCAACUCCCAUCCCAAUCCCAAAGCUUUAUUCCGGAGUGGACCUUGGAUUUCAAUUAUCCUUUCAAGGGACAAGUCACGGGGCUCUUUCUCGAGCUCUCUGACACGACGACUCAGAAGCACUACGUGGACUUGGAGGUGAUUCAUGGUUUCGAACUGACGGAGUUCAUGAACCGGUUCUCGCCCGGCUUUCUUGCGAGCAUGAAGACCAACAAUGGGAUUGACACUUUGUAUGACCACAUGCGCAACAUCGGAGCGGACGACUAUCAAAACGCCUUUGGUCAAUGGCAUGACCCCUUCGAAGCAGAGCCCACUGACCGUUACCACGAGGGUGCGAUGCCAUUUGCCCUAUACAACUGGGAGAUUGGGGUGCAUAUCCCCUCCCUCCUCUUCGAGCAUUUGCUCAGCACGCAGCAACUCGACCUGGCAUUGAAAAUCGCGCGUCUGGUGUUCGACCCACGCGUCCCCAGCCAGAACAACGCAGACAUCAAUUGGUGCUGGUCAUUCCCACCGUUCCGCGAAGAUAGCGUGCGCUUGGCGACAGUGGCACAUGUCACUGGGGAGACUAGCUUCAGCGAGGACGAGUACCGCGAGAGUAAAGGGAACGUGCAUGCCGCUGCGCGCGCCAACCCGGUCGCGUAUAUGAAGCGCAUAGCCUUCAAGUACAUCGAGUGCUUGCUGGCAAUGGGCGACCAAUACUUUCGGCAGGAUACGUUGGAAAGCAUCCCGUUUGCGAUCCAGAUGUAUACAGAGGCCAGUCAGCUCUUCGGUCCCCCGCCAGUGGAGAUUCCCCAGCUGGGGACGCGAGUAGUCAAGUCAUAUAACGACAUCAAGGAUUCCCUGGAUGACUUCUCCAACGGCCAGGUCGAUCUGGAGGUGGAAUUCCCAUUCUACGCAGAUCCAGCCAGCCGUGGCCGGAGGUGCCCGGCCAUCCAGCCCCUUGCCACUAGCCUCAAGACUCCGUACUUCUGCUUUUCUGGCAAUCCGUAUCUUCAGAGUUUACGGUCCCUGAUUGAUGAUCGCUUGCUCAAGAUUCGUCACGGUAUGGAUAUCAACGGGACCAAGCGCCGGCUGCCCUUGUUGGAGCCAUCGAUCGAUCCGGGGGCGCUGAUGCAAGCAUUUGGUGCCGGGGGGUCGGGGAUUGCAGGCCUACUCGGGGACUUCAGCGGACCCAUGCCGAAUUACCGGUUCUCUUACCUCCUCCAGAGAGCGUUGGAGCUGGCGAGCGAGCUCAAGUCGCUGGGGCAAAAGGUCCAAACCAUCAAGGAGAAGAACGACGCCGAGGCCCUUGCGCAGCUGAGACUGACACACCAGCAAUCACUUCUCAGUCUCGCGAGUCGCGUGAAAGAGCAUCGGACGGCCGAGGUCCGGAAAACGACGGACAGUCUGACCGCUAUGCGUCAGCAGCAGGUCAUGAAACUACAAUACUACCUGCGGCUCACGGGAGACGAAGCCCAGAUUCCGAAACAGGGCGACAGCUGGCACGAGGUUGAGCAGGACAUCAAGCCUCCUUCGACGGACGAUCUGCGCAAGUCCCCCGAAGAUGCCGCGCGCGAUGCUGCGCUCGAAGCCAUGCUGCCCAUCAAGGUCACCGAGCGCGUCACACACACCACAGCGGCUGGCUUCCUGGCCAUGCCUAAGGAAAGCGUCAUGACCCUGCCGAUGGGAAUUGGCGUCACCACCGAAAUCCCGACGGAGAAUGUGGGGAAAGGGCUCAAGGCGAUGGGGGCGGCCUUUGGGAUCGGGGCGGAUAUCCAGGGCAUCCAGUCGCAACUGGCGGCGCGCAGCGCCGAUGCCAAACGGCAGCUGCAGGACCGUCGGCUGCAGGCCAACAUUGCUGGCUACGAGAUUAUGAAGAUUGACCGGCAGAUCCAGGAGGCCAGCCGUCGUCUGGACACAUUGAAUGCGGAGGUGGAGUCCCAGCAGCACGAGAUGGAGAGUUCGAUGGCCGAGGCCCAGUGGCUGCGCACGAAAUAUACGAAUCAAGAGCUGUACCGUGUGUUCGACCGCUCGAUGAGCACCGUGUUCCACCGCACGUACCUCCUGACGAUGGAUCUGGUCAGGCUGGUGCAACGGGCGCUCGACUUUGAGUUUGGUUCCUCGCUGGAUAUUUCCACCACUGGCGACCUGGAUGCGUGCUGGGAAAACGCGCAGGACGGCCAGACCUGCGGCGAGAUCAUCUACCUCGAGCUCAAGCGUCUCGAGACCUUGUCCCUGCAGAACAAGACCCACGAUUUUGAGGUCCUGAAGACCGUCUCGCUGCGUGAACUAGACCCCAAAGCACUGCUCUCUCUAUGCGAGACCGGCGUCGCCCAGUUCGACCUGCCGGAGACCAUAUCCGACCUCGAUUUCCCUGGCCACUUCCGCCGCUGGAUAUGCUCGGUGGCUGUCUCGGUGCGCUGUCGCUCGCCGGCCCCGAUGUCGCUGUCCUGCACCGUCACCCUUCUGGCAAACCGGUACCGUGUUUCCAGCGACGCCAGUAACUACCGCUCGCCCGGCCGGGUCGUAGCCCCGGAUAACAUCCCGAUCCAGUCGAUCGCCGUGAGCAGGGGCACCAAUGACACCGGCGUUCUGGACCUUCGCUUCCGCGAUACGAACCACCGAUACACCCCGUUCGAAGGCGCAGGGAUCAUCUCCACCUGGCGGAUCGAGUUCCCGAGUGCGAUUCGCACGUUUGAUCUCCGGGGGAUUACGGAUGUGGUCCUGGAUAUCGGGUAUACCGCUGCCGACGGCGGCGGGGGGUUGCGUGAGGCCGCGACUGAAGCGGCGAGACAGACGCUGCAGGGCUCCGGGGAGACGCUAUCGGAUGGCACGCCUGUGCCGUUCUACGUGGGGAUCGAGUUGCCGCGGCUUCCCGCGGGAAAUGGGACCCUGGAGAUUGAGCGCGUGAAGGACCGAUUCCCCUUCUGGGCGCGCGAAGCAGGAGUCGUGGUUCGCGCGGCGUGGCUGUAUCUGAAGCCCGGGCUGGGGUCCGAGGACAUGGCGGCAGCGCUGGAGGAUACAGGGUCCAUCAUCUCGGUAAAUGGCAGUGCAAUGGCUAAGGCGCCUGCGCUGGGUCAAUAUGCGGUCUGGGAGGCGGCGGGUGUCCAGUGGAAGAAUACUUGGGUUGUGGAGGGUUUGCCUGCGGCUUCGUGGGUUCCGGCGUGGUUGGUCGUUGACUUCUAUGUGCAGGGAAUAUAG
This is a messenger RNA of Aspergillus aculeatinus CBS 121060, 7224 nucleotides long. RefSeq lists its product as uncharacterized. The annotation marks the transcript as partial. The transcript has 3 exons. Lineage: Eukaryota; Fungi; Ascomycota; Eurotiomycetes; Eurotiales; Aspergillaceae. The record is from RefSeq and is a predicted model, not a curated record.